AUGACUUCAACGACAGUCACAGAGACCGGCGCUCCCGCAGGCCAAGUCAAGCUUCGGUCUGCAGAGGAUGGAGUGCUCAACUGGAACGUCCGCAAGACGGAGGGUCUGCACGUUAUUCCAUCCUUCACCGACAAGGAAGCCGAGAGGACGUGGGCGAAGCAGCACAUGGCCGCCGCCUUUCGAACGUUCGCCAGGCUUGGCUGGGCCGACGGUGCAUCGGGCCACAUCAGUCUGCGAGACCCAGUCAACCCGGACUGGUUCUGGAUCAACCCUUACGCGAAGCACUUCGCCCAGAUGAAAGCGAGUGACUUGGUGCUCGUCGACCACCACGGCCGCCCCGUGCAGCCCACGCCUCACAAGGUCAACGCCGCCGGCUUCAUCAUCCACUCCUCCAUCCACCGCGCCCGCCCAGAUAUCCAUGCCGCGUGCCACAUGCACUCCCCGGCCGGCCGAGCAUGGUCGACGUUUGGAAAGGGCAUUGAGAUGCUCAACCAGGACACUUGCAUGUUCUACAAGAACUUGGCCGUCUAUGAAGGAUUCGGUGGAAUCGUGUUGGCUGAGGAAGAGGGUCUAAGACUCGCCGGGGCACUGGGCAAGGACUGUUGGAAUUUGAUUCUUCAGAACCACGGCCUCCUGACAUGUGGCUCCACGGUGGACGAAGCCGCCGCAUAUUUCAUCGCGUUGGAACGGGCAUGUGAAAACCAGAUCCUUGCCGAGUCGGCCGCAGCAAACGGCAUCCCGAAGAAAUUCGUGGGAAAAGAAGAGGCUGAGUACACGUGCAAGUGUACAUCGACUCCAGGAUGUGUGUAUAUGCAAUUCCAGCCGGAGUAUGACUUGACGGUGGAGCUUUCCAACGGUAAAGUGUUGGAAUAG
Capronia coronata CBS 617.96 is the source of this 873-nucleotide messenger RNA. RefSeq names its product L-fuculose-phosphate aldolase. Gene Ontology annotation, molecular function: actin filament binding. The record is from RefSeq and is a predicted model, not a curated record. The coding region runs from base 1 to 873 and encodes 290 amino acids. Gene Ontology annotation, cellular component: cytoskeleton. The transcript is spliced from 3 exons. NCBI's taxonomy places the organism in Eukaryota, Fungi, Ascomycota, Eurotiomycetes, Chaetothyriales, Herpotrichiellaceae.